CCCCUUAACUCUGAGGAAUGUCAGACGAUAUGGUAGUGAGUUGGCGCUACUUCGUGGGGGAAUGUAUUCUUUCCGGACUUGGCAUUGCCGAAAAGGGGGAAAACUCGUAGCCAGCAGGCCACUAUCUCUCACCGACUGACAGAGAUCGACGACCUGUGAAUUUUUCCCGCGCAGACAGAGAACAUCCCUUGCCAACCCGACGAGUUUGUAACCUCGCCCCUCAUUGGCCCUCUCGCUGCAGGUCACGUGAACGAUAGCUCACCAUGGACAUUGACGAGUUGACGCGCCGACGAGAGGAACGGCGCAAGCGCAGAGAAGAAGAAAGACUUGCGGCUCAGGCGUCGAUGGCGGAAGAGGAAGACGCUCUGGAGGCGGCGCGCAGGGAGAGACGGGAGCGCCGCCGCAGGGAGCGGGAGCUCGAGGAGAAGGGAGGCUCACGGGAACUGGAGGUCGCUCCGAGAAGUACCAGGAGAUCUCGCGAUAUUUUGAGCUCCAAGGAUUCGAGCGUGGAUACAGAGUCGUCGCCGCGAAAGUCACGUGAUUCACCCGGACCGGGAGAAAACGGGGAAACCGAUUACCUUUCGCGCAGGCGCAGAUCGCGUGAUUUGCUAGAGGAUAGUUCCACGCGAGAGAUCACGAGGCGGUCACGUGAUCGUGACACAGACGAUUACACUUCCUCACGCCGCAGAAGGUCAAUCGACGAGGAGGCAACCACCAGCCGCCGCAGAUCACGUGACCUCGGGUCGAAAGAUACGGAAGAACCUUCCUUCCGCCGAAGAUCUCGCGAGAUUUUGGAUGCCCAAGACGAUGACGUACCGUCAUAUCGCCGGCGGUCACGUGAGCUUCUGGACAAUGACGACGAAACUUCGAGUCGCAAAUCUCGCGAGAAUACUAACGACGAGGAGCCCUCUUACCGCAGAAGAUCUCGCGAGAUUUUGGAUGCCGACGAGAAAAAGGCACCGGAAGAAUCCACUUUCCGUCGCCGCCGUUCCAGAGAGAUUCUCGACACCAAAGAAAACGAAGAGCCGGAUCCAGUUGAAGAAGAGGCACCUCGCCGCGGUAGGAAGUUCCCUGGGAGAGAGGACCGCAAGGAGGUAAAACGAGAACCCGAACCGGAGCCUGAACCUGAACCUGAACCAGAACCAGAACCUGAACCUGAACCAGAAGUGGAACCAGAACCGGAACCUGAACCAGAACCGGAACCAGAGCCAGAACCGGAACCACCUGCUAUGGAAAAGGAAGAGGAGGAUCAUGGGAAGGUAAAUGGAGUGAUGGAUCAUCCAAAAGAGAACGGAGUGAACGGGCAGCAUGAGGGAGGAGAAGAAGACGUAGAGGAGGAAGAAGAGGGCGUGGUCAGGAAGGAGAAACCACAGUGGGCGUCCAUGCAGUUGAAGAAAACCAAGAAAUCCGUAUCGGAGGAAAUGAAUGAAGAGGAGGCUUCACAGCCGAAGGCCGCCCCCUCUUGGUCCACCAACCAGCUCAAGUCUGUCAGGAAAACUAUCAUAGACACGGAGCAACCACCGUCAGACCCGGGCAAACCUGCUUGGGCUCAAGUCAAGCUGCGAGAGGUGAAGGAAAGCCGCCCGGACCCCAUCACAGAGAUUAACCAGAAACGGGAGGACAAGAGUAGCGGGUAUGAGGCUGAACGUGUGGCUGAGGAAAUCCGUAAGAGACGUGAGGAGGAGGAGGCAGAGCGCAUGCAGGAUUUCCGCAAACAGCGGGAGAAGGAGGAGCAGGAACUGCAGGAGCUAAAGGAGAGAAGGGACAAGAGGAGGAAGGAAAGGGAGGAACGCGAAGCCAAGAUGGCGGAAGAGAGAGCAAAGAAAGCAGCUAUUGAAGAAGAGGAGCGCAAGAGGCGUCAGGAAGAGGGAGAGCGUCGCCGCCAGGCUGAGGCGGAGCGGCGUAAGCAGAGACUGAACGAGAGCGAAACACCCGCGUGGAUCAACAUGAAACUAAAGACGGUGGAAGGCGGCAUCGACAAGAAGGACCCUCGGCAGAAGGAGCUCCGUGAGGCCGAGAAGCGCCGAGUGCUGGCCGAGCGCAGGAUCAAACUGGAACUGGAUGGUCUGGACGCGGAGGAACUGAGUGAGAAGGCUGCGGAGUUACACGAUCACCUGAGCGGUGUCGUCACCGCCAAGUUUGACCUGGACAGCAAGAUGCAGAGGCAGGAGUAUGACAUAAAUGAACUUAGUCAACGGCUGAGGGAGAUGAUGGGGAAAGGGAACAAACAAGCAAUAAAUGUAGAAGGAGUGGAUAGAAAGUUUGAGCAAUGGAAUAAGAUGGGGGAUUCCAAGGUUCAGAAGCUGGCGGGUAAGAAGGAGAUCGUGGUGACCGGCGUGUCGGACAGACGGAAGAUGUGGGAACACAUCAACGAUAAAAAGGAGGAGGACGAAGAGCCUCCAAAACUCAUCUCUCCUAAGAAGAGCGAGAUCAGCAGUGAUGACUUGGCCAACAGGAAGAAUUUGUUCGAGCAAGCUGCGACUACCUAGAUUUUGUUAAUCAUGAUAUUUACCUACAUUCCUUUUGCUUUGCCAAUAUUCGAUAUCAUAGUAUUGCUACGAUUAUCUUAGAGACUUUCUAGAACGAGAAAAAUAUGUUUUGAUGGUUUUAGUUAAUGAAUAUUACAAUUGUUAUUUACAAUUAACAGUGCACUACAAUAGAUAGAUACUUUAUAAUUAUGAUAAAAUAUAUAUGGAUAGAUGAUUUUGUACUGCUUUUUAGUUUUUACGUUAUGAUUCGUUUUAAGUAUCUGAUCUGAAAUCGAUGUUACUACGUAAUAUAUUUAGAUGACAUCGUUUCCGGUCAACAUCACCGAAGGGUUUGAUUGGUUGCCAUAAAAACAAAUUGUGUAACGAUCAAAAUUUUAAAUUUUGAAAUUAUGGCUGGCUGUAUAAAAUGCGGUGAUGGGGAGGGGGGGCUUCAAGCGUACUUAACCAAAAUCAUCUUUCAUCAUGGCGUAAAAAAAAAGAUGAAUUUGGUGUUUUAGAUUUUUAUAUAAUGAAUAUGUACGAAAAUUUUAGUUUUGCUACUGAAUGCCUCUUAGAAGAAUUUCAAAGUAUAAUUACAAUAUGACUGACAUGUAAUUAUGAACAAUACUCAGACCCUUAGUUUUAACCUCCUGUUAUUACUUGCUCGCAAACUGUGUACUACAAAAUAGCUCUGUGUAACUUCUUAUUUACUUAAUUGUUUGAUGAAAUAGCAUAACUUUACAAUAACUAAGUAAUUUCACGCUGAGUGAAGCAGGUUCAUAAAUUUCACCAUAAUUGUAGUCAAGUUCAUUCUUUAUCGUUAUGAGGUUUUGAAGUCAAGUUUGGACCACAGUGGUUCGGGACCAACCACUUUUUUUUUCAAAGGGGACGCGGUAUUGAGAUUUUGUGUCAUCUUUUCAAGAUGUAAUGUCUAUCAGUUACGUCUUUCCUCUUACUGUUAAGAAUUAGAACGGAUUCUUUUUGCGACAAGUGAUCUUUGAAUGUAUGAACGAACUGAGGUUGAACUUGUAUUUUAGGAGUGACACUAUAAGUUUUAUUUCUUAGUUCUGAAUUUUCUUUAUAUCCCACAUACGCGGGCUAAGCUCACGAAAGCUUACAUGUACUUAGGGAAACUAUAAUUAUGUGUAGUUAAAAGUUAUAAGUGCAAUCUUAUACAUCAUAUCCACAAUUGUAUAAUCACUAGUGAGUCAACUAUGCAGACAAUGGUGUUACGCCUUCGGCAAAUUUGUAUCAUGUACCUAAAAAUAACUAUAGUUUUGGCCAUCAAAGUGUGUAUUACUAGCUUGUUACUUGCUUGGAGGUUACAUCAUUGGGCGGGAAAUAGGAACACUGGUCACCAUAGCAACUUGAGUCAGCCGCAGACGACAGCUAGUGACUGAACUAACAACAAUGUGUCAGUACUGGUUUUGUAGCCAUGUUGUAUUUUGUAUCAUACGUUAUCUAACCAACGAUAAGUUAAUGGGUUAAGGAUGAGAACACUAGGUCAACGGGGUGUAGUUGUUAGAAAUUAUUUGGUCAGUUUAAGUACUUUUUAUAAGGGCGCUCAUGGUUCGAAGUGCGCAUGCGCAGCGAAAUGCAUCAUUGGUAUUUUUAAAAGGUGAUGCUCUAAUCAAGACCAUGCUUCCUACAUGUCCAGGCGUGUUUUAUUUACGUCUCAGGGGCUUUCACCUUUGACAUAUUGCCCACAAUACAUUUCGCUGAGCAUGCGCGCUUGGGACCGAAAAUUGGGUGAAACCAAUGCCUGUGGGAGGGGGAAGCGAAAUUACAAUGAAUUUUGUUUACUUAAGCGUUUAUACCACUGGACAUUCAAAACAUAAGACAGUUAGAAGGUUUUAUUUUCACCUGCUAUACUUUUUUAAGUUCGAUACACGUAACGGUGAAUAUGGUUACAUUUUUCAUAAUAUUACAAUAAACACCUUAAAUGUA
This is a messenger RNA of Branchiostoma floridae (Florida lancelet), 4415 nucleotides long. RefSeq names its product DNA ligase 1-like. The record is from RefSeq and is a predicted model, not a curated record. Gene Ontology annotation, molecular function: tropomyosin binding. Gene Ontology annotation, biological process: regulation of muscle contraction; sarcomere organization; muscle contraction. NCBI's taxonomy places the organism in Eukaryota, Metazoa, Chordata, Leptocardii, Amphioxiformes, Branchiostomatidae. Bases 264 to 2489 code for a protein of 741 amino acids. Gene Ontology annotation, cellular component: troponin complex. The transcript has 16 exons.